Messenger RNA from Labrus bergylta (ballan wrasse), 1159 nucleotides. NCBI's taxonomy places the organism in Eukaryota, Metazoa, Chordata, Actinopteri, Labriformes, Labridae. The record is from RefSeq and is a predicted model, not a curated record.
GCACCAGGUGAACGCAUGUCUUCACAGAGACUGAAAUCAAAACAAAAGCCAAAACAAGGUCAAAGAAAUGAGAAAAGACCUCAAACAAGAUCCAGUCCAAAACCGGGACAAAAAAAUGUGACGAGACCUAGACGAACACCCAGCCAGGAGCAAAGCGAAGGACAACAACAAAGAACAAGGAGAUGGUCUGAAGGAUACGAGGGUGGGGAGUCCUUCAGCUGGCCUCAGGGUACCAAAGACGAUCCUGCAACCACCUGCCACGAGCUUGGACUCAUACACCCACAUCUAAGUGAUGGUUACUAUUACAUGGAUCCAAACCAAGGCUGUCCCUACGAUGCUGUAAAGGUUUUCUGUAACUUUACAGCUGGAGGAACGACCUGCAUUGACCCUUCAAAGUCACAGAUUAAAUUCAGUUGGGAACCAGAAAGGAAGUCAUCGGAAACGUCUGUCCAGUGGUUUAGUCAGCAACAUGGUGGAACCAGGUUAGAGUACACUGGCUUGGGUGUUGUCCAGCUGAGGUUUCUGCGGUUACACAGCCAAAAAUCUUCCCAGCGCAUGACCAUCAGCUGUACAGGAAACCCGCUGCGUCUGUCAUGAGUGACUUAUCCAGUAGGAAUGUUCGCUUUCUGGGGGACUCUGGCAAAGAAAUUAUAUCACAUCUUAUCACAGUGUCAAGGAACAACUGUGAGUGGGAGGUGGUUGUGAUGGUUCAGGGGGACACUGAGGUACAUCGCGGCCAUAUGGAGUUACUUCCUGUCAGAGAUCUGGGUGUUGACAUGAAUUCACCAUCUCCUCGUAUCCCUGAGAUCACCAUUAUCCUGGGUCCCCUUUGCUUCUUGUGACCCAUGAGGAGUAUGUGUGUGUUUUUUGGUCUGUGUGUCUGAAAUUCUGUAAAUAUCUUUUUCAUAUGGAAAGUCAGGAUGGCCCAUAUGGUAUGUUUGGAUGGCCUCUGUAUUAUAUGUUUUGCUUAUUUAUUGAACCGUUUCAACCUGGAUGAACUGCAUAUUUUAUCAUAUUUGGCAUUAUAUAAAUUGUUACCAAAUAUUUUAUUUACUAUCAUUGUUUCCUAUGACUCAUCCUCUUUACAGUGGAAUGAUGUGCAGCACUAUUAAAAUAAAGUUAAGACCAUGUGAAAUGAAGGCCAUGUGAUUUAAAUGAC